Molecule: messenger RNA, 1146 nt
Organism: Scedosporium apiospermum
Lineage: Eukaryota; Fungi; Ascomycota; Sordariomycetes; Microascales; Microascaceae
Product: Ceramide very long chain fatty acid hydroxylase SCS7
Exons: 2
Coding region: 1-1146 (381 amino acids)
Biological process (GO): fatty acid metabolic process; lipid biosynthetic process
Cellular component (GO): membrane; endoplasmic reticulum
Molecular function (GO): fatty acid 2-hydroxylase activity; iron ion binding
Source: RefSeq, a predicted model, not a curated record
AUGUCUUCGAAGACUCUCCCUACCUUCACCCGCGCCGAGAUCGAAGCGCAUAGCACGGCCAAGUCUUGCUAUGUCACGAUCGGAAGAAAGGUCUACGAUGUUACCGACUUCGCGGGGGACCAUCCUGGCGGUGCCGAUCUGAUCUUCGAAUACGGCGGGAAGGACAUCGAGGACAUCCUGAAAGACGAAGUCUCCCAUACCCACACCGAGACGGCCUACGAUAUCCUAGACGACUGCCUCGUCGGCUUUGUGGCCACCGCAAAGGCCACCAACGGGAAUGCCAACGGCUCGGCCAAAGCCUCCAAUGGCAAGCCCGCCGAGAAGGUCGAACUAGACGAGCAGGGCAGGCCCGUUCACCCACGUACUGGCAUGUCGUGCGAGGAAGACCUAGAAAAGGAGACGGAUUACUCGAACGAUUACAAGACGCACAAGUUCCUCGACCUCGGCCGGCCGCUCUUCGCCCAAAUCUGGUUCGGCGGCUUCAGCAAGAGGUUUUACCUCGACCAAGUCCACCGCCCACGUCAUUAUAAGGGCGGCCAAUCUGCCCCUCUCUUUGGAAACAUCUUGGAGCCCUUCAGCAAGACUCCCUGGUGGGUUGUGCCUACUCUAUGGGUGCCCAUGGUAGUCUACGGAAGUUCCUUGGCCAUCCAGGGCUUCUCUAAUCCUCUGCACUUUGCGGCCUACUGGCUAUUUGGAUUCUCUCUCUGGUCCUUUAUCGAGUACUGCCUGCACCGCUUCCUCUUCCACCUUGAUGAAUACCUCCCCGAUAACAGGGUUUUCAUCACCCUCCACUUCCUCCUCCACGGCAUUCACCACUACCUUCCCAUGGACAAGUACCGUCUCGUCAUGCCUCCCGCGCUCUUCGUUGUCCUCGCCACUCCCUUCUGGUUCCUCGCUCACGCCCUCUUCUCCUACUCGUGGCACGCCGCGACUGCUGUCUACUGCGGAGGUAUCUUCGGCUACAUCCUCUACGACAUGACGCACUACUUCCUCCACCACCAGAACCUGCCACUGUGGUACAAGGAGCUGAAGAAGUACCAUCUUGAGCACCAUUUCCUCGACUACGAACUGGGCUUCGGCGUUACCACUAAGUUCUGGGACAACGUCUUCGGCACCGAACUCAAGUCCGACCGCAAGUCUGCGUGA